Melitaea cinxia (Glanville fritillary) is the source of this 1095-nucleotide messenger RNA. Its product is annotated as ras-related and estrogen-regulated growth inhibitor-like protein. NCBI's taxonomy places the organism in Eukaryota, Metazoa, Arthropoda, Insecta, Lepidoptera, Nymphalidae. The coding region runs from base 1 to 636 and encodes 211 amino acids. The record is from RefSeq and is a predicted model, not a curated record. The transcript is spliced from 6 exons. Gene Ontology annotation, molecular function: GTPase activity; GTP binding.
AUGAAGAUGACUGUAAAUCGUAUAAGGGUAGUCGUGCUUGGAAGUCCUCGGAGUGGGAAAUCGGCGGUGGUUGUGCGAUACCUUACAAAACGGUACAUUGGCGAAUACAGCUCGACUGGAGAUUUUCUCUACCAGCACAGAGUAGCAUUCGAUGGUGCUGUUUCAGAAGUAGAAAUAUUGGACACUUCAAAUUGUGCGAUACGCGGUUGUCUUGGUGAUCACUUGCGAUGGGGCGACGCUUUCGCGGUCGUGUACUCGGUGUGCGAACGGCGCUCCUUCCUGGCGGCCGCCGAGCUCCUCUCGCUCCUCGAGCGGACUCGGAUGCCAAGUUGUGCAGCCAUCACUCUCUUGGGCAACAAACGUGACCUCGAACACGCCAGGGAGGUCCACGCAGAGGAGGGUCAAGAGUUGUCGCUGCGGUUCGGUUGUCAGUUCUAUGAGGUGUCCGCCGCUGAGUCGUGCGCGGGCGCCGCACUUGCGUUCCACGCGCUGUUACGGGAGGCGCGCGCUCUAGCCCUAUUAUUGCCCGCGCCUCGACGCAAGCUCGCUGCCUAUUCCGUUUCAAAGGUUAUUGGUACGAUAUUCGGAAAAAACAGUAAAAGUGUUCGAAAGAAACGACCGUCCCUUAGUAUUUAAGUUGCAUUUAUUUAUAUUAAAAUUAGUAUAAAAUGAUAGACUGCUUUAGAAUAAACAUAAUGAGCUAAGAAAAAUCUGUUGUAUAUAUGUGAAAAUUAGAUAUAUUAAGAAUAGGUAUGAGUAUCGUAUAAAAAUGUGAAAUGAAAGCCCUGUUACUCAGAGCGCUCAAUUGUCUUUCAUCCCAAAAGUAAUUGUAAAUAGUCUACACAUUCAGUAUUAAAAUAACAACAAAAACCGUUUUAUUAAAAUUAGAUUGAUAGUUGUUUCAAUUUAAUUUGUAGUUCAUAAGUAAUUUUAAGUGUAAAUAGUUUCAGCGUCGACUAUCAAUACUACGGUUCAUAGAAUGAAACCUCGCAUUAAAGUUGUUAAGAUUUAUGUAUUAGCUUGUGAUAAUACAUCUUGUAAAUAUUAAAUUUUAUAAAAUUGAGAAUGAAGCCUAAUAAAAUGGUUAAUUAUUAA